UCCUCGUCUGUCAUGUGAAAGGAAAGGGAAGGACCGACUGGAAACACGAACUGGACCUAAAAACCAACUCCCCGAAGGAAACCCCGUUUAGUCUGAAGAUAUUUAAUCAUUUAAAUGAUUACUGAGCCUGCCAGAGGUCAGCUAGCUGGAUGCUGAAGCUGGUUUUCCUGUGUUUGCUAAGCUAAGCUAGCUGAUAUCAAACACCGCCUUAGGAGAUGAGCUCCGAUCUUGACCUGGACCUAGACCUGAACAAGAGGUUCUUCGCUGAUAACCUGCUGACCAGCGAGGACUGGGAUGCCUGCCUGUACCAGUGUGAAAGCAUGGAGGAUGACGGAGACUUCAGCCGUGGGCUGAAAUACGACGCAUCGUUUGACAACGACCUCGUGCUCACACUCGAUCCCGACAACCCCACGUCGCCAUGGCAACACCUUCACGACAACCUUCUCACAGGAGAAGCUCCAGUGAUAAAGAAUGAAAUGACAAUAACACAGCCUUUACCGGUGGAAAUGCUGUUCCAGGUGAAAGCAGAGCCUCCCUCUCCAGCGUCCUCACUGGGAUCCGACUGUUCUCCAUCAUCUCCAGACCCACAGAUCACAGUUAAAGGUGAAAACCCUCCGACUCCUCCGUACAUGUACGGUGACGUGCUGUCGCCUCCGCUGGGAUCCAUGGAGGUAACUGUGGCAACGACUGCAGCGCCCCCGCCACAGGUUCCUGCAGCGACGCAGAUUCCUGCAACAACGCAGCUCCAGGCAGCGAUAACAGCGAUCCCAGCGGUCAUCAGUGGAAUACAGACGCAGGCAGCAGUGCUGCCGGGCUCGGCCACAUUAAAAGCCAGCUCCAUCCUGAGCACCAAACCUCCCAUCCAGCCCAGACCGGUGUGUGUCGCCACUCUCCCCGUCCCCCAGACCCCCACACCAGCCAAGACCCUGAUCCUGCAGGGGCUCCCCUCCAUGGACCAGAGCCGGCCUGUCGUCCUUUCUCCGUCCGUCUGCCUCGGUUCAGCUCCGGCCAUCGUAAAGAUGGAGCCCGUCUCUCCCAGCAUGCCUUGCUCCAGCCCCACGGCCCCGCCCACCAGCAAACCCAUCGUUCCGGCAACCACCACGUUACCUGGGAACAACUCCAGCGACAUCGAUAUGAAGGUCCUGAAGCGGCAGCAGAGGAUGAUCAAGAACCGGGAGUCGGCCUGCCAGUCCAGGAAGAAGAAGAAGGAGUACCUGCAGAACCUGGAAGCUCAGCUGAGGGAGGCCCAGCAGGAGAACGAACGCCUCCGCAGGGAGAACCAGGCGCUGAGGGAGAGACUGGCUGGGAAGGAGGGCAGCGACUCGGCGAGCAACAAGAGAGCCGUGUGUGUGAUGGCCGUUCUGCUCUUCAUGACCUUCAGCUUUGGACCCGUCAGCAUCACAGACAGGAAGCUGUCCACGGUUCUGCAGGACGACGUGGUGUCAUUUUCAGGACGACGGCUGCUGGAGAUCCAACAACAACAACAACAACAACAACAGCAGCAGGUGGCAGCUCCACCUCCCAGCAGCGUCGAGGACAAGACGGAGGCAGAGGAGGAAGGAGGAGAAGAAGAAAGAUACGCUGCAGAGUCUUAUCAGUUCAGAAACCUGAGCGACAUGUUCAGUGAUGUGAAAGACCUGGUUCUGCAGGACAUCGACCGUUAUUUCAGCUCCUCAGACUGCCGGCAGUUCAACCGCUCCGAGUCCCUCAGGCUGGCAGACGAGCUCAGAGGUUGGGUUCAUCGACAUCAGAUCGACCGGAAGAAGUCUGGAGGAAAACCCAAGAUCGCCAAGAAGGCCAGGAUCGCACAGAAAGCUCAGCAGAGGAAGACGAAUAUCUCCAGAUAUCUGCCGAUCCAGGCUCACCGCUCCAUAGAAAGUCAGCUACAGGUUCUUCCUGGUCCAGAAGUCACCUACAGCGAUUUCCUGGAUGCCAUCGACCGUAGAGAGGAUACCUUCUACGUAGUUUCUUUCAGACGGGACCACCUGCUGCUUCCUGCCAUCAGCCACAACAAAACCAGCCGGCCCAAAAUGUCUCUGGUGAUGCCGGCCAUGUCGGUGAAUGAGAGCCUCUAUAACUCCUCCCAGGGCUAUGAGAUGAUGAUGCAGGUGGACUGUGAGGUCAUGGACACUCGGAUUGUCCCCAUCAAGUCGUCCGCCGUCCCCCCGUCCCUUCGAGACCCGCCCCCGCCUCCCCCGUCCUCCCACAGCCCCCACCAUCACCACGGCAACCACACCUCCCUCCGAGGACGCCACCACUCCUCCUCUUCCUCCCCGUCGUCGUCUCCAAGGCAGCGUUUACCCACCCGCCGACGGACAGGCGAAUAUUUAAUCAGCCAAUCAGAAGGAGUCUGAGGAGGAGAUGAUGUCCUAUUAAAACACGACAUUAUCUCCUCAGCAGGGAACAGUUUGUCCUCCGGCCAAUCACAUCUCAACACUGCAUUUCCUGCCCUGAAAGGAUUUCAAUCUAAAGUAAAAUCCUCUGAAGAAGAUCACGCCCUAAAAUAAAAUAUCUGUCAGACUGAGGUGAGACGGCAGCUCCUGCACUUAGUGCUGCGUUUUAAUAUUUAAUUCUGAAACUGUGUGAAUGAAAUGAAGAGUGGAAGCUGUCUGUGUUCAUGUUUUACAAAGGUUAGCUUCUGAUUUAGCUCCUGAAGAACCUCCUCUGGUUCAUUCAGGAGCUUUAAUCAAACCCGUUUAUGGUCUGUUCAGCUGUGGAGUCUCCUGAUGGGGGCGCUGUGUGGUGGUCUCUGUAUAUUUUUUGUGUUUUAACCUCCAGAGGCUCAUCACAUUUACUGAAGAGGAAACGCGUAUCAGGACAGUAAAUACAAGGACAGUGAAUAAUGGAUAGUAAAUAAUGGACAGUAAAUAAAGGAUAGCAGGAGGUCAGAAAUGGUUCAUAACCACUCUUUUUGUCAGAACUAUGAGAUCUUUUCUGUCUUUAUGGACUAAUAAUGGGGUACAGAAGGUAAAUGGUGUUUCUCUCAGGUAAAUGUUUUGUGUCUCAGCAGUAACCGGACUUCAUUGCAGUCUGGAUGUUUGACGGCAUCUCAGUAAAGCAGGAUCUUCAAGUUAAUGAAAGUUCCACUGUAAAUACAUCAGCUGGUCAUGUGUGAUGAGGCAUUUAUUAGCUGAUAUAUUGAUCGAUCAGAUGCUGUAAUGACCCAAACACUUGCUGAUCAACAUGUUAGCUUCUGUAACAACAAUAACUAACCCAGGAACUAUUAGAUGAACAGUUCUGGUGAUUAAUGAGGAGUUCUGGUCCCUAAUUAAUGUCGAAACUGUUUUUUUUCACUGAAAUUACUGCAGAAAAGAUUGGAAAAAUUAAUUCUGCACACGGAUUCAUAGAAAGAUGAGACAUGGAUGUACAGCUGCAUUAGUAAAGUACUGGCUCUGGUGUGUUUCAUGAGGAAACCAGCUGCAAUUCCAGCUGUUUCAUGUUUUAUUUAGCAUCACAGAAUCUUUGUGUAAAUCUGUUUCUGUAAAUCACAUGUUGGGUUCUGCGUCGCUGGAAUGACUUUUUUUCUGAGGGUUCAAAAGUUUGUAAACUCAACACAAAAGUAUAAAUCAGAGAAAACAAACAGUUCAAGGUUUUGUAGUUUGGCUCCUUUCUAAACUAAAAUUGUCAUUUUAGUAGUUUUCAGGCAGAUUAUUAUUGAAAUACAAGAAGAAGAAAAACAUCCAAUGAGCUAAAAGUUCCAGCUGUCAGAUGAACCUGCUGGUGGUUUCUAGUCAGAAAUGUGACUUUCUGUCGUUUUCAUGGACUUCAUCAUAGAUCCUGCUUCACUUAUCCAUGUUUCUGUUUGUUUGAUGGGAUUUAUUAUUUAAUAGUUGUAAAUAUUCAUGUAGAUAUUUUGUUUGUAUUUGUCACAUUUUUAAAGAAAAAAAUUUUUUUUAUUCCUUUGUUUUUUCACACAAAGUUUAAAAAGUGUAGAAAAAGAAUAAAGUGGUUUCUGUGAUAAUGA
Amphiprion ocellaris (clown anemonefish) is the source of this 3964-nucleotide messenger RNA. It is a transcript of the gene atf6b, whose product is annotated as activating transcription factor 6 beta. NCBI's taxonomy places the organism in Eukaryota, Metazoa, Chordata, Actinopteri, Pomacentridae. The record is from RefSeq and is a predicted model, not a curated record. The transcript is spliced from 17 exons. Gene Ontology annotation, biological process: endoplasmic reticulum unfolded protein response; regulation of transcription by RNA polymerase II. Bases 216 to 2354 code for a protein of 712 amino acids. Gene Ontology annotation, molecular function: DNA-binding transcription factor activity, RNA polymerase II-specific; RNA polymerase II cis-regulatory region sequence-specific DNA binding. Gene Ontology annotation, cellular component: nucleus.